AUGAGCCCAGGAGCCACCCGUUCCCCUGGGCAGGGGGUCCCACCCAGCACACCGGGCUGGACCAGACAGCCACCCGCUGGGGGCCGGUGCGCACCCCGAUGCCACGGCCAAGCGCCCCGGGGCCCCGGGGGCCCACCCCCCCAUCCCUACCUCCCAUCCCACCAAGCCCAGCCCCCAAACCCCGCACACCCUCCACCCCAGUGCCAACCACAGCCCAGAGCGGCAACACCAGCUGCCAGGAACCCCACCACAGUCCACCACCCCGCCAGCAACCGCCACACCCCCAAUACCCGCACACACAUAUCUUUCCCGGUCACAACACGUCCUGCGGCGGGCAAGAGGGCAGCCAGCCCAGCCCCCUCCCCCCCGACCACAAUCCCCAUGCACACACAUCCUUCAUCAGAAGGCAGCAUCCCCCCAGCAAUGCAGCCAGGGGCCGCCAAGGAGCGGGGCAGUCCAGAGACCCCGGGCACCCAGCGACCGCAGCCAGAAGGCUGCCGCCCCCCCCAGAGGCCACUCACACACUCAAUCAUCCUAUGCAGUCGAGGGGGCACGGACCCGGGACCAGCCGCCCCAAAGCCCCCCAAACAGGCACGGGGACCCACCACACUUCAUACCUCAUUAAAUUCUUAA
This is a messenger RNA of Sphaeramia orbicularis (orbiculate cardinalfish), 633 nucleotides long. RefSeq names its product extensin-like. The coding region runs from base 1 to 633 and encodes 210 amino acids. The transcript has 3 exons. The record is from RefSeq and is a predicted model, not a curated record. Lineage: Eukaryota; Metazoa; Chordata; Actinopteri; Kurtiformes; Apogonidae.